CAGGGAGGCUGUGCCUGUCCCACCAAACGACAGGUCUCUGUAACACACAAAAUGUAGAUCUACGGGACAAAAAAUCAUUUCAGUCUUCAACCUACUCAGAUACUAACCAAGCCAUGUACAGCUCUGACAGAGCCUUUGAUAAAAAUUACGCAACAUGUUCAAACACUAAUGAACGUGAACUGCCUUACUCCUGGUGGAGAAUUGAUCUGCAGGGUGUUUACAAUAUUUCCUGCAUCUCUAUAUACAACAUAAAAGCAGAUCAUUCUAAUAUAACAGGGGCCAGGAUCUACAUUGGGAACUCUUUACAGAACAACGGCACCAACAGCAAGUGGGUUUGCAAUAUCACCAACUUCACAUGGAACGAAAACAAUCUCUACUCGUUUGAUCCAGUACAAGGGCGCUACAUCACUGUACUUCUUCCAGAAAAGCACCCUGCAGUUCUAUGUGAAGUGAACGUCACAGGCGAAGAGAUAAGAUCUCCCUUUAAAUUGAUAAGGGAAAACAAGACCUGGGAAGAAGCCCUGUACUACUGCAGAGAUAAGCACAGAGAUAUGGCCUCAAUCCUGGAUGAACAGAUGCAGACCUUUGCUGAGCUCGAGGCUGAGACGGCCAACAGUACCUUUGUGUGGCUUGGCCUUCGCUACACCUGCACCCUGGAGUUCUGGUUUUGGGUAGACGAUAAUAUUGUUGAGUUUAAACGCUGGUAUCAGGGUGGCCCAGAAGACGAGUGUGACAUGAGUGGAGCCAUGGAGACACAGGGAGACCAUUUCUGGUUCAGCAAGGCUGAUUAUGAAGAGUAUAAUUUCCUCUGUGCAUUGUGAGAAAACAACUGUAAAUUGUGCCAUGAGACAGGUGAUAGCAGUGGCUUUGUCAGGUUAUGGUAAUCAUUCUUUAAAUGUAUCUUGGUAAAGGGACUUCAGUCUGUGCUCACAUCAAACUCACCUUCUUCCUAUCAGUUCCUUCUGUUACCACUGGUAAUCAAGCAACAAGCAUCUAUUGUGUACUUAUUAAAUGUUUUAUCAGGAAUGAUAACCAACUUAGCCAUAAAAAACACACCAUAAAAACUAAAUAAAACAAUUAUAAAUUUG
This is a messenger RNA of Girardinichthys multiradiatus, 1088 nucleotides long. RefSeq lists its product as uncharacterized. The coding region runs from base 114 to 821 and encodes 235 amino acids. The transcript has 4 exons. The record is from RefSeq and is a predicted model, not a curated record. NCBI's taxonomy places the organism in Eukaryota, Metazoa, Chordata, Actinopteri, Cyprinodontiformes, Goodeidae.